AUGAAUACUUCAUUCCCAAACUCAGAUGAACAUUGUGCUGAUGAUAUAUAUUGCUAUAAAAUACCACGGACAGAUACUGUUAGGACUUUAUUAUACUGCCUCCUUUUUUUCAUAAACAUUGUAACAAUUGGUGGAAACUUUUUAGUUGUAGUUUCUAUUUCUCAUUUUAAACAGCUUCAUUCUCCAAACAAUUUUCUUGUCCUUUCACUGGCAACUGCAGAUCUUUUGUUGGGUGUUUGUGUUCUGCCUUUCAGUGUUGUGAGGUCUGUUGAGACCUGUUGGUAUAUGGGGGCUGCAUUCUGUAGACUUCAUACCAUUAUUGACGUCAUGCUUUGUACAGUUUCCAUUUUACAUUUAGGAUUCAUUGCGAUUGACCGCUAUUAUGCAGUAUGUGAUCCACUCUGUUAUACAACAAAAAUCACAUACAGAGUGGCGGGUAUCUUUGUAGCUGUUGGGUGGAUAAUACCAUUUAUAUACAGUUUUGGGCUAAUUUAUGAUCGUGCUUACUGUAGAGGUUAUGAAGAUUUGGAAGCCCAGUUAUCUUGUAAUGGUGAAAAAUGCAUUUUCUUAUAUAAUGAAAUUUGGGGAUUGGUUAAUACGUGUACAUUUUUCAUACCUUGCUUUGCAAUGAUAAUUAUAUAUGGGCAGAUUUUCAAAGUAGCAAGUAGACAAGCAAGAAUGAUACAGAAUAUGGAAAGCAAAAAACAUAAUUUAGAAGAAAGCAAAAACAAACUCUCGCAAAGCAGAGAAAGAAAAGCUGCAAAAACACUAGGAAUUGUAAUGGGUGCAUUUGUUUUUUGUUGGUUACCCUACUUUUUUAUAUGUUUGUAUGAUGUUCAUGUGAAAUUUUCAACAGCUCAGCCCGUGAUGGAAUUUGUUGUCUGGUUAGGUUAUACAAACUCUGCUUUUAAUCCACUGAUAUAUGGUUUUUUCUAUCCCUGGUUUAGAAAAGCUCUGAAAAUUAUUCUAACAUGCAGAAUAUUUAAUUCUAGCUCUUCAACAAUAAAACUAUAUGCAGAAUGA
Messenger RNA from Polypterus senegalus (gray bichir), 1023 nucleotides. Its product is annotated as trace amine-associated receptor 4-like. NCBI's taxonomy places the organism in Eukaryota, Metazoa, Chordata, Cladistia, Polypteriformes, Polypteridae. Gene Ontology annotation, molecular function: trace-amine receptor activity. The transcript has a single exon. Gene Ontology annotation, cellular component: membrane. The record is from RefSeq and is a predicted model, not a curated record. Gene Ontology annotation, biological process: G protein-coupled receptor signaling pathway. The coding region runs from base 1 to 1023 and encodes 340 amino acids.